This is a messenger RNA of Podarcis raffonei (Aeolian wall lizard), 1754 nucleotides long. Its product is annotated as 6-pyruvoyl tetrahydrobiopterin synthase-like. Gene Ontology annotation, cellular component: mitochondrion. The coding region runs from base 167 to 706 and encodes 179 amino acids. The record is from RefSeq and is a predicted model, not a curated record. The transcript is spliced from 7 exons. NCBI's taxonomy places the organism in Eukaryota, Metazoa, Chordata, Lepidosauria, Squamata, Lacertidae.
CGCUGAAGGAGACGCAGCGGGAAACCCGGGCCAGGCGGCUAGGCCCGGCGAAGCGCGAAGGCGGCGCCAUGGCAACGCCGGGUAGGAUGUGGCUCCUCUGCUGCUGUCAUUAGCAGAGCCUCUCACUCUUCCUGCCCUCCGACGGAAGAUCAGCUCAACUCCAGCAAUGCAGAACCAGGGGUCUCAAAGAACGAUCCUAACAACCUCUCCUGCGAGGACAGCGACCUUCUCCAGGAUAACUACAUUUAGUGCUUCCCAUAGGCUGGCCUGCAAGAUGCUGAGCGAUGCAGAGAAUAUGAAGCUGUUUGGGCCGUGCAGUCAGAUGCAUGGGCACAAUUAUAAAGUUGUGGUAACUGUCCAUGGAAAAAUUGAUCCCACUUCUGGGAUGGUGAUAAAUCUGGAGGAUUUGAAAGCAUUCAUGAAGGAAGCCAUCACAAAGCCCCUUGACAAAAAGGAUCUUGACCGAGAUGUCUCCUACUUUACCAACAUUGUAAGCACAACCGAGAAUCUCGCUGUAUUCAUCUGGGAGAACCUCCAAAAGCACUUGCCUGCAACGGCUCUUCAUAAAAUAAAACUCUACAAUACAGAUGAGAGCAGCGUUGUCUAUAGGGGAGAAAUGCCAGCUCCAUCGACUGUUGUGAACGCCUGCAAAAUGCCCCCCACAGAUGACCAAAGGAAGCUUUGUAGCAGUCCUAAAAAUAUGUAACUGCUGGUCACAAUUGCGCCCUUCCUGCCAUGUGCUCCAUUUGUGGGCUUAGGGAAAAUCCACUGAUCCUUCACAGGUUACAAAGUCUGAACCCACAGGCGUGUCCAGCACUUGUAUGUAUUCAUGCGCACACUACCAAGGGGUUUAGAAUCUUUGGCUAGAGUUAUGAUGUGCAUCCAUUAUGAGUGCAUUUUUCUCUAACCCAAUGCCCCCAAGAGGUUCGUAUACAAAAGUAAUAAAGAAAGCUUGGUUUAAGACAUGGAAUGAAAGUGACAGAAUAUAUAAAUGCUGCUUCAGACAGCAAAAUUUCAAUUUAAGCAGCCAGCAAAUCUUACAGUACAUAGACACCUUGAUUUAAAGAGUGAAAGAAUCCCUAACUAUUCUCAAAAGCCUACAGAAAGUGAGUGGGAAGUGACAAUUUUGCCACUGAACCCCAUGCUAAUAGCAAGUCAAGGAAUGAAGAGGGAAGGGUAUACCUGUCCUUAAGGGCAAAACAUAUGUUGGUUCCUUAAGAGUGUGACUAGGUUCGUUAUUGGACCUUGGAGCGCUGACAAACCAUUGAGAAUAUAAGGUUUUUGUAGUAAUUUUAGCCAAUGCAAUCUAAUGAAAACGGGAAAUGGGCUUUGAGAGGAGAGAUUUCUAUAACUCCAAUAGUUUGAUUGUCAUGUUGUUUCUUCCCAAAAUUUCCCAUUUUGUUUAUUCUGCUUAAUUAAAAGUUGAAAAAGUAUAAUCCUAGUGAGCAAUGACUAAACUGGUUAUCCUUCUUUGCUUCCUUGUUAUCAUGGCAGUUUGCCUGGUAGCAAGCAUUCUUUAACGGGAGAUGUUGAUUAGAUUUUACUGGUAACUAGAUUACAUGUACUGAUCUUUAUUCAAGGUAUUAGGAGCUCAGGAGUCUUCCAGGGCAUGUUUGAGGUAAGAUUGGUACCAAGGUCAAGAAAGUUCAGAAUGGGGAUCUCCUUAUGUCAACCUUUUUAUUUGUGCCAUGAUCUUCAGUAAUAAACCAUAGAAAAAGUUCAGAAUGACACACACUGCAGACACACAUACACAC